This is a messenger RNA of Suricata suricatta (meerkat), 2156 nucleotides long. RefSeq names its product protocadherin beta-11-like. Gene Ontology annotation, molecular function: calcium ion binding. The transcript has 2 exons. Lineage: Eukaryota; Metazoa; Chordata; Mammalia; Carnivora; Herpestidae. The record is from RefSeq and is a predicted model, not a curated record. Gene Ontology annotation, biological process: homophilic cell-cell adhesion. Gene Ontology annotation, cellular component: plasma membrane. Bases 204 to 1988 code for a protein of 594 amino acids.
AUGAUGUUCUGGACCCUGUUACCCAGUGCGCACAGAGCAUUGGGAAGACAGAACACGCUUUCAAAGGACGAACUACAAGCUAUUCAACAGGGUUAAAAUCCUUAGGCCUGCUAAGACUCAGUGGACAUUAUCAGAGGCACGUUUCCCAGAACUGCGAAGGGUAGCUGAAGCGACUCUGCAAGGAAGCUUUCCGUAAAGGAGCUAUGGAGAACGGAAGGGCAGACACUCUGCGGAUAAGGCAAGUCCUGCUUCUCUUUGUUUUCCUAGGAAUGUCUCAGGCGGGUUCCCAGUCUGGACGCUUUUCUGUGGCAGAGGAAAUGCAGAGCGGGAGCUUUGUAGGCAAUUUGGCAAAGAACCUGGGACUAGAAGUGGGUGAACUGGUUUCGAGGGGGGCUCUGGUGGUCUCUAAUGAUAACAAAAAUCGUUUGCAGCUGGACAGAAACACCGGGAAUUUGAUCCUAAGCGAAUCGCUAGACCGGGAGGAGCUCUGUGGCUCCACUGAGCCUUGUGUGCUGCAUUUCCAGGUAUUAAUGAAGAACCCUUUGCAGUUUUUACGGAUUGAGCUCCAGGUCACAGACAUAAAUGACCACUCUCCUGUCUUCUUAGAAAAAGAAGUGCUCCUAGAAAUCCCAGAGAACAGCCCUGUUGGUGCUAUGUUCUUAUUAGAAAGUGCGAAGGAUUUAGAUGUAGGAAUCAACGCUCUAAAGAACUACACAAUAAGCCCCAACUCUUAUUUCCACAUUAAAAUGAGAGUUAAUCCGGAUAAUAGGAAAUACCCAGAGUUGGUUCUGGACAAGGCACUGGAUUAUGAAGAGCAGUCCGAGCUCAGUUUCAUCCUCACUGCUCUGGAUGGUGGGUCUCCACCCAGGUCCGGGUCGGCAAAUGUCCGAGUGGUGGUUGUGGACAUUAAUGACAACCCUCCCAAGUUUGAGCAGCCAUUUUAUGAGGUGAAGAUUCCAGAGGAUAGCCUAUUAGGCUCACUCAUUGUCACCGUCUCAGCCUGGGAUUUAGACUCAGGAAAAAAUGGAGAAAUAUCAUAUUGUUUUUCCCAUGCCUCUGAAGAUAUUCGCAAGACAUUUGAAAUUAACCAAAAGACUGGAGAAGUCAGUUUAACAGCUUCCAUGGAUUUUGAAACAAUUGAGUCAUACUCAAUAAUCAUUCAAGCUACUGACGGGGGAGGUCUCUUUGGAAAAUCAACAGUCAGAAUUCAGGUGAUAGAUGUAAAUGACAAUGCUCCUGAAAUCGCCGUAUCAUCAAUUACCAGUCCAAUCCCAGAAAAUUUGCCUGAGUCUGUGGUUAUGGUUUUUAGCAUCCGAGACAGAGACUCUGGAGACAAUGGGAGGAUGGUGUGUUCUAUCCCAGAAGACCUCCCUUUCAUGCUAAAAUCUUCAGUUGAGAAUUAUUACACAUUGGAAACGGAGAGACUGCUGGAUAGAGAGAGCCAAGCUGAGUACUACAUCACCAUCACUGUGGCUGACUUGGGGACCCCCAGGCUGAAAACGCAGCACAACAUAACCGUGACGGUCUCCGACGUCAACGACAACGCCCCCGCCUUCAGCCAAACCACCUACACCCUGCGGGUCCGCGAGAACAACAGCCCCGCGCUGCACAUCGGCAGCGUCAGCGCCACAGACAGCGACGCGGGCGCCAACGCCCAGGUCACCUACUCCGCCUUGGCGUCCGUGUCGUCGCUCUUCCUGUUCUCGGUGCUGGUGUUCGUGGCGGUGCGGCUGUGCAGGCGGAGCCGGGCGGCGUCGGCGGGCCGCUGCCCGGUGCCCGAGGGCCACUUUCCGGGCCACCUGGUGGACGUCAGCGGCACGGGGACGCUGUCCCAGAGCUACCAGUAUGAGGUGUGUCUGCGGGGAGGAACUGGGACCAAUGAGUUCAAGUUCUUGAAGCCGAUUAUCCCUAACCUCCCACCCCAGUGCCCCAGGAAAGAAACGGAAGAAAAUUCUACCUUUCGCAAUAGCUUUGGGUUCAAUAUAUAAUUACCAUAAUUAACUUUAAUAUUACAUAUGCGCCACUUUUUUUGUGCCACUUCCAAAUCAAUGUUAUUUCCCCUCAUUUUGAGUGUAAAUUGUAUUCAGGGUACUUUUUAAAAAUACAUUUUAAUAUCUUUAUUUUAUUUUGAGAAACAGAGACAGAGAGUGAGCUGG